UACACUUCCUCGUAGCUUAGGACCAUGGAAAGCGGACAGAUGACCUCGCCCCCAGCUGGCGCCGGCGACGUUUCUCCGACCGGCAACUUCCCAGGUACAUCAGCGAGCAGCAAGAUGCGCAAGAGGACAAAGACCGGCUGCCUCACGUGUCGAAAACGUCGCAUCAAAUGCGGAGAAGAACGCCCUACUUGCGCCAACUGCAUCAAGUCUAAGCGUCAGUGCGAGGGCUACAACCAGCGGGUCAUAUUCAAGACUCCGAUUGAAAACUGGCCGAACCACCCUGGUAAUGUCAGUACUAUACAGUACCACACCUCGAUGCUUCCUGGUACUCGAAACCAGUCUUAUCAUCCGCAUCAAUCACAAGACGACUCACUCUUGUCGAUCCAGCCACGGCCGUUGAACAGCUUCGAUUUCUCCGCUAUUGAAUCGAGUGCAGAAGUACAACUAGCCACAUCCCGGCAAGCUAUUGGAGUGGAUCCUCACAACUAUGCUCCAGGGACGAGCUAUCAGCAUCCAUUACCAUCACCACACCAUCAACAACCACUCAUCUCGCCACGUCACCAUCCACAGAUGUCACCUGCAGCAUCAUACUUUCCUCAUCAUGCUACGGGACACCCCAGUCCAGUACAAUAUAAUCACGAGCCGACUGUCAGCUAUCAGUCUUCUCCUCGAUAUAGCCAGGACCAUACUGCAUAUCCCCAGUUGCCCAUAUCGUACAACCAGAAUGCCGAGACAACAUCUGCCGUCUCUCAAGAUAUUUCGCACUCAUCACUUUAUCGGCGCCAGUCCGCAACCCAAGCGGACGACCAAAACUCGUACCACUCAUAUUCUAGUGUGUCACCACGGAGUGACCACUACAAUACAUACGCUGAAGCUCGUCCCGUAUUGCAGCGAUAUAACAGCCAUCCACAGUCCAGUAUGGAGCACAUACAAGGUACUUCGGCAGCUAUGAGCCAAUAUGGAUCAUACAACUACCCGACAGCAGUUCUUCGUGAUGACAUUAACCAUUCUAGCUAUUCUUCUACUCAGAUACCCAUUCAUGAUUUGACACCGGAUGUAAAGUACAUGCAGCAGCCCGUUCUCGGUAUGUCUCAUGUUUAGUUACAUACGUCUCACUUGCAAUGACUAUUAUUAUCUCCCUUCCGCGUCCAAUCAUAUAAUUUUCUCUUCUC
Parastagonospora nodorum SN15 is the source of this 1172-nucleotide messenger RNA. RefSeq lists its product as hypothetical. The coding region runs from base 25 to 1101 and encodes 358 amino acids. The record is from RefSeq and is a predicted model, not a curated record. Gene Ontology annotation, molecular function: DNA-binding transcription factor activity, RNA polymerase II-specific; zinc ion binding. NCBI's taxonomy places the organism in Eukaryota, Fungi, Ascomycota, Dothideomycetes, Pleosporales, Phaeosphaeriaceae. Gene Ontology annotation, biological process: regulation of DNA-templated transcription. The transcript has a single exon.